CCUAUUGUCAAGUUAUAAUUAUAAAUUAAAAUUAGAACUAAAUAUCGUAAUUAUGAUGAUUUUCCUUAAUUUGAAGCUCAUUUAAUGGAACUUUUUUUCCACAAAAUGAGCCCCAAAAUGGAAAAAAGCGUCAUAAUCAGGACAUUUUUAAUCUCACAUUUCGUAUUGGAGUGAAGCUGCAUGGGUUUGGCAUGACAUCGUGGGUUUGGCAUGACAUGAGUUCAUCGUGAUACAAUCUAAUCAAAGUAUUUUAUAUGUUAUUAUAUCAAAUAAAACUGAAAUAAGCAAACAUUUACUUUAUUUACCUUUUAUUAUUUAGUUAGGUUUGUUAGGUGUGGGUUUUGUUGUUCAUAGUAGAAUUUAAGUCUCCUGCUUGUGUGUGAGACUCUCUGAGUGCAUGUAAAGUCAUGCACACGGUCACAACCUGGAAAUCUUUAUCACACAGCAUCAUAAAGGAUACCAGCAUAUCAGGAUAAUCAGUGCUUGAUCAGUCAUGCACAUUCGCUAAAAAUAUGUUUCUGAAUUAUCUAUAUCAGACAUCUGUGAGUGAAGUCAGAGGGCUGUUCCUUAGAAACAAUCCAGAGUACAGAAAGGAGAAGACGCAGAUCAGAAAACUGCUGGCAGAGAUCUGACACACGCACACUGAUCCUGUAUGAUGGCUCCUGCUGUUAUUCUCAUCGGCUGUCUGCUGGCCACAAUGAGCUGCUCGACCACAGCUCAAAUGACAAGUAUUCCUACUACAUCACCUUCUGCACCUAACAUGUCAGGAAAUGUGACUAAUGGGAUGUCGAACGCAACUUCUACUACAGCAAGUUCAAUCACCAAUUUGGGCAAUGCAAUGACAAGUGCAACCACCACAGCACCAACUGCACAACCUUUAUUCAAUCCUACAGCCCCACCUUCGUCCAAUCCUACAGCACCACCUUCGUCCAAUCCUACAGCACCACCUUCAUUCAAUCCUACAGCCCCACCUUCGUCCAAUCCUACAGCACCACCUUCAUUCAAUUCUACAGCACCACCUCCAUUCGUUUCUACAGCACCACCUCAAAAUAACUCUGCUGCACCACCUUCAUUCAAUUCUACAGCACCACCUCCAUUCGUUUCUACAGCACCACCUCAAAAUAACUCUGCUGCACCACCUUCAUUCAAUUCUACAGCACCACCUCCAUUCGUUUCUACAGCACCACCUCAAAAUAACUCUGCUGCACCACCUUCAUUCAAUUCUACAGCACCACCUCCAUUCAAUUCUACAGCACCACCUCAAAAUAACUCUGCUGCACCACCUUCAUUCGUUUCUACAGCACCACCUCAAAAUAACUCUGCUGCACCACCUUCAUUCGUUUCUACAGCACCACCUCAAAAUAACUCUGCUGCACCACCUUCAUUCAAUUCUACAGCACCACCUCCAUUCAAUUCUAUAGCACCACCUUCAUUUAACUUUACAGCACCAGCUAGAUUCAACUCCACAGCGCUACCUCCAUUCAACUCCACAGCACCACCUCCAUUCAAUUCUACAGCACCACCUUCAUUUAACUCUACAGCACCAGCUGGAUUCAACUCCACAGCGCCACCUCCAUUCAAUUCCACAGCACCACCUCCAUUUGACUCUACCACAGGCUCUCCCAAAGAUGUUCUUACAAUUCUGACUAAUCUGGAGGUGGAGGUUUUGGCCGAAGAGUCGUCCUCUGAAGAAGAACGUCAGGCUGCACUACGUCAGGUUGCCACUUUGGUGGAGAACUACUUAAGAGGGAAUCUUAGUGACAUCUCCUCUUUUGAGGUCACAAGAAUUAAGCCGUUAUCACCUUGUGAUUGAGUCAGAAAUCAGCCAAGAGGAACAGAGAUGAAUACAUCUGCACAUAUGCUGGACUUUAAUUAUUUUUCUACACUGUAAAACCCAAUAAGUUAAGGCAACUCAAACCCUUUGAGGA
This is a messenger RNA of Danio rerio (zebrafish), 1928 nucleotides long. Lineage: Eukaryota; Metazoa; Chordata; Actinopteri; Cypriniformes; Danionidae. The record is from RefSeq and is a predicted model, not a curated record.